AGAUCUGGUCUGCGCUGCAGACCCCCCUUGCCUAGAGAGGGCCGCCGCAUGGGGGUGCCGCCGCUGCAAGCCUGCGGGGAUCCCCGCUUCUGAAGCGCUUGAAGCUCGGGAGUGAAGGCUGAACCCUGCACAGGCAGGCCCCAUGGCCCUUGGAGGAGAGAGGGCGACUGCACAUGAAGCCGAAGUCUCGGGCAGGUGGACAACAUGCGAGCAGCAGCGUGGGGGCUCCCCAGAGAGCAAAGAGCAGCUGCCCCGUCUGGAAGCCGAGGGAGGGCCUGCCUUCCCCGUGUGGGGUGCCGAGGCAGGCAGCAGUGGGGCGGCCCCUUGUUGCCCCUCUGCAGCCAAUAGCUCCUGCCGAGAACCUGCCUCUGGGGCACCCAAGCCCGGCUGUGUGGUGCCACCUGGAGAGCCACUGCUCCCUGCAGGACAGAUGGAAGAGGGCAGGUCCCCUGCCCCCGAGGAGCUACCUCAGACCUCUAUUUGCUCAGGACAUGACGCUGACACGGAAGAGGAGCACCUGUCCCCCGAUGAGUCACCUCACCCCUCCUGUUUCCCAUCAAGGUGGAGAGCUGUGGGGCGCCCUGGGGCUACCGGCCCUCUGUGUGCUGGCAGCAGUGCCCAGGGCCACCCUGCACAGGCAGAGCCUCGGAAUGGUGCUCUCACCCAAAUGGCCUCUUCCUGGGAGUUGACGGUCCCCCGGACCACUCCGUCUGUGCUGGUCCCGGGCCCUCAGCUGCAGUGGUCACCACAGCCUCUGCCCUCCAGCACUGAGGAGUCUGCUCUAGGCAGGGGCCGCCUUUCCUUCCAGGCCGAGUAUUGGGCCUGCGUUCUGCCAGACUCACUGCCUCCUUCCCCUGACCGCCGCUCCCCACUCUGGAACCCCAACAGGGAGUAUGAAGAGCUGUUAGACUAUACCUACCCCUUGAGGCCUGGCCCUCAGCUCUCCAAGCACCGCUCCUGCCGCGUGUCCACUGACGUAGCCCUGCAGGACUCCGGGGUGGACCUGGACAGCUUCUCUGUCUCCCCAGCAAGUACCCUGAAGUCCCCUACUAAUGUCUCCUACAGCUGCCCUCCAGCAGAGGCAACUGCUCUGUCAUUUUUGGGGCCUGCUGAGUCCCACUUCAAGCAACAGCUCCCCAGAACACCCCCAAAACAGGGCAUGGGGCUCACCCCUGGGAGCCAGUUUGCUUCCACCCCUGUCACCACCAGCCAUCAGGAUGGUCCUUGGGCAAGCCGGGAGUCAGUGCUGAGGCACCCGGCAGCCCGGCUAGCUGGGAGCACACGUCUGGAAGUGGACACCCAACCAAGGACCUGGAACCAAGGCUGUCCUACACCCUGGCUGGGCAGCAAGAAAGAAAUGCAGCGGAGUGGGGGCAGCCGUGUCUACACGGAACCUGGCUGUCAAGCUGAAGCAGAGGUGGAGAGUGACGAGGAGUACCUCCCUCUGCCUACUAGGCUCACACAAAUCUCCAGCCUAGCCACGUAUCUGGGUUCCAAUCCUGAUCCAGGUAGCCUGCGUGGCACAGCUGCCAAUGCUCAGAGCUCCUCCGAGGCAUCGGACAGUGAGGGACCCCCUUCCCUCCCAUUGGACUACAGCCAAAGCCAGCUGCCCUCCGGGACAGCCCUCAGGAGGGCCCCAGUAGGACAGAAGCCCUGUUUUGUCCAGACCCAGAACUCCAGGGAGGCUCCGUGUACAGCAGGCAGCCAGGCUCGGGGUAUCUCCUCUGGACUGCUCAAGGCAGCUCCCUCCUUGCCAGCCACAUCGGAGCAUCGGUCAUUCUCAGACUCACAAGCAGGGGGACAGCCUUGCAAAGGAGAGCAGGGCAGAGAAUCACUGCUGCAGUGUAUGAAGACAUUCUGCUGUCAGCUGGAAGAGCUGAUCCUCUGGCUGUAUAAUGUAGCUGACAUUACCAACCACUUGGCACCACCCAAAUCCAAUCUGAAAGGUCUCAAGUCUUCUCUGCAGCUUUACCGGCAAUUUAAGAAAGAUAUAGCUGAACACCAGCCCCUGACGGAGAGUGUCUUGCAGAAAGGAGAAAUUCUUCUUCAGUGCCUGUUGGAUAAUAUCCCAGUGUUAAAGGAUGUCCUCGAGAGAAUCUCACAGCAGCCCAGUGAGCUGGAGAGCCACGCAGAACACCUGUAUGACUCCCUGCUUGCCUCUCUGGAUGUGUUGGCUGGCUGCACUCUCACUCCUGACACCACAACAAGGACACACACAGACAGCGACAGGAAGCUCAGCCUAGCAUCUUCUCAGGCAGAGAUAUAAUCUAGUCAAAACCUGGUUGGUAGGAAGCUUUCAGGAAAUUCUUUCAGCAAGAACCAUGUUAAUACAGAAAUAUCAAUGAAGGGAGAAGCAACUUUACUAGCUUUAAAAUGCCUUUUC
Suncus etruscus (white-toothed pygmy shrew) is the source of this 2383-nucleotide messenger RNA. RefSeq names its product centrosomal protein 68 (gene CEP68). NCBI's taxonomy places the organism in Eukaryota, Metazoa, Chordata, Mammalia, Eulipotyphla, Soricidae. The coding region runs from base 143 to 2266 and encodes 707 amino acids. The transcript is spliced from 7 exons. The record is from RefSeq and is a predicted model, not a curated record.